Messenger RNA from Rangifer tarandus platyrhynchus (Svalbard reindeer), 480 nucleotides. NCBI's taxonomy places the organism in Eukaryota, Metazoa, Chordata, Mammalia, Artiodactyla, Cervidae. The record is from the annotation of a GenBank genome assembly.
AUGAGCAGCAAAGUCUCCCGUGACACCCUCUAUGAGGCAGUGUGGGAAGUCCUGCACGGAAACCAGCGCAAGUGCAGGAAGUUUUUGGAGACAGUGGAGCUUCCGAUCAGCCUGCAGAACUAUGACCCUCAGAAGGACAAACGCUUCUCAGGCACUGUCAGGCUUAAGUCCACUCCCUGCCCCAAGUUCUCCGUGUGUGUCUUGGGGGACCAGCAGCAUUGUGAUGAGGCCAAGGCUGUGGAUAUCCCCCAGAUGGACACUGAGGCGCUGAAGAAACUCAACAAGAACAAGAAACUUGUCAAGAAGCUGCUGCUGUGUCUGGCAGUGGCUGUUGGCCACCUGAAGAUUACAGAUGAUGAGCUUGUGUACAGCAUCCACUUAGCUGUCAACUUCCUGGUGUCAUUGCUCAAGAAAAAUUGGCAGGACGUCAGGGCCUUGUACAUUAAGAGCACCAUGGGCAAGCCCCAGAGUCUGUACUAA